Stegostoma tigrinum is the source of this 3816-nucleotide messenger RNA. RefSeq names its product moesin a (gene msna). Gene Ontology annotation, biological process: positive regulation of protein localization to early endosome; regulation of cell shape; positive regulation of early endosome to late endosome transport. The transcript is spliced from 13 exons. The coding region runs from base 333 to 2078 and encodes 581 amino acids. The record is from RefSeq and is a predicted model, not a curated record. Lineage: Eukaryota; Metazoa; Chordata; Chondrichthyes; Orectolobiformes; Stegostomatidae. Gene Ontology annotation, cellular component: filopodium; adherens junction; microvillus. Gene Ontology annotation, molecular function: actin binding; cell adhesion molecule binding.
UUUUCCUGGGUGUGGUGUCAGCUUCAGACAUUUGAGUUCCGUUAGCAGGAAGUUGGGGGAUUGAGGCUCAAUAUUAAAUGUGAGUGGAGACAGUUAGUAGCGUGCAGUUUGAAUAGCUUAAGGCUCCUAUUUCUCCUGCCCAUUCGCUUUGAAGAGGGCGUAAUAGAUCCGAACUGAUUUUUUUUUAAAAAUCCUGAAUCGCAGGAGAGCGGCCAGAAGCCGCUGGGCAGCAGAAGCAUCUGGUUUUAAAGCAGAAGCCGGAGAUUUGCAGAAGGAAAAGUUGGUCAUUUGAGCUUUCAGUUGGAAGUGGAGGAAGUUUGCAAGAAAGCAAAAUGCCCAAAACGAUCAAUGUUCGGGUUACCACCAUGGAUGCUGAGCUGGAGUUUGCUAUCCAACCUAACACCACUGGCAAGCAACUCUUUGAUCAGGUUGUGAAGACUAUUGGGCUUCGUGAAGUCUGGUUCUUUGGACUUCAGUACCAAGAUACCAAGGGCUUUCCCACCUGGCUGAAACUCAACAAAAAGGUGACUCAGCAGGAUGUUCGUAAGGACAGCCCAUUACUCUUCAAGUUCAGGGCAAAAUUCUUUCCAGAGGAUGUAUCUGAGGAGCUGAUUCAAGAGAUCACCCAACGCCUCUUCUUCCUGCAAGUGAAAGAGGGCAUUCUGAAUGAUGACAUCUACUGUCCCCCAGAGACUGCUGUAUUGCUAGCUUCUUACGCUGUGCAGGUCAAAUGUGGUGACUUCAAUAAAGAUGCCCACAAAUCAGGCUAUUUGUCAAAUGAGCGUCUGCUUCCACAACGUGUCCUGGAACAGCAUAAGCUGAACAAAGAACAGUGGGAAGAUCGGAUCCAAAUAUGGCAUGAGGAACAUAGAGGAAUGAUCAGGGAGGAUGCCAUGAUGGAAUAUCUGAAGAUCGCUCAAGAUCUUGAAAUGUAUGGCGUUAACUACUUCAGCAUCAAAAACAAAAAAGGCUCUGAGCUGUGGCUUGGUGUUGAUGCUCUCGGACUGAACAUAUAUGAACAUGAUGACAGGUUGACACCAAAGAUUGGAUUCCCAUGGAGUGAAAUCCGAAACAUAUCAUUUAAUGAUAAGAAGUUUAUCAUCAAACCAAUCGAUAAAAAAGCACCAGAUUUCAUAUUCUAUGCACCGCGUCUCCGCAUUAACAAGCGUAUCCUGGCACUGUGCAUGGGAAACCAUGAACUCUAUAUGCGCAGACGUAAGCCAGAUACUAUUGAAGUCCAGCAGAUGAAGGCUCAAGCAAGAGAAGAGAAGCAUCAGAAACAAAUGGAAAGAGCGCAGUUGGAAAAUGAGAGAAAGAAGAGAGAGCAAGCAGAGAAAGAAAGACAGAACAUAGAGCGUGAAAAGGAUGAAUUGAUGGAGAGACUGAAACGGGUUGAAGAACAGACUGAAAAAGCUCAAAAAGAACUGGAAGAACAAACUCGCAAAGCACUGGAGCUGGAACAAGAGAGGAAAGCAGCUCAGGAGGAGGCUGAACGACUAGAACAAGAGCGCAGGGCUGCAGAGGAGACCAAGGCUGCUUUAAUUGAACAGUCCCAAAAUCAAAUGAAAAAUCAAGAGAAUCUGGCCUCUGAACUUGCAACACUCACUUCUCAAAUCAAUCUAUUAGAGGAAACUAAGAAGAAGAAAGAAGAGGAGGCCUCUGAGUGGCAGCGGAAGGCUGCUUUAGCACAGCAAGAUCUGGAAAAGACCAAAGAGGAACUUAAACAGGCCACAACAACCCCACCCAUUCAAGUGACCAUCCUGCAGGCUGAGAAUGAGCAUGCUGAUGAGCAUGAUGAGAAUAGUGCAGAGGCUAGUGCUGAACUCAGCUCUGAGGGGACUGUUCAAGAUCGCAGUGAGGAAGAGAGGCUGACUGAAGCAGAGAAAAACCAACGUGUACAGAAGCAGCUACAAGCAUUAACAUCUGAGCUGGCCCAGGCACGAGAUGAGACCAAGAAAACACGGAAUGACAUGCUACAUGCAGAGAACAUGAAGGCAGGACGUGACAAGUACAAAACCCUGAGGCAGAUUCGACAGGGCAAUACCAAGCAGCGGAUUGAUGAAUUUGAAUCCAUGUAAAUCUCCAUUUCCUGUGACCUGCAAAAGCCACUACAUGGGAAUGAAUUUUGGUUUCAUUAGGAGUUGCCGAGAAACCCUCUUUUUAUUAUAUAGCUUGUUCAGAUCAGCAAAGAUGUAUUGAAUUGUUGUUUCAGUUCUUGUGUAGCAUAAAUGUAGUCUUUGGUUAUGAAGUUCAGAAUUAGUCUUUUAUUACACCAACUCAUUCCCUCAAAGCCUCCUGCUUUAUUGACUACUGCUAUUUUUUUUGGACCAUUCAUUAUUUUUAAGUAAUAUUUGUGUUGGUUCAUCUUGAGACCCGUCACUGUCCUGAAUUCUAUUUAAUAAGAACUUUAAAUGGGAUAAAAGUGAUUCCAUUUGGUAGGAUGUUGGCAUCAAUUCAAAUAGCGUCCUCCCUAGGAAGGAAACAUGGCUUCUGCUUUUGUCAAGUCAUUACUACAAAACUUGUUAGCUCAUCUUGAGUAUGUGGAUUGGGUUUUCACACAUUGAGAACCUGUUUGGUAAUCAAGAGACCUUUUUUAAUCAGGUGUUUAUUGCCAAGUAAUGUUAAACAAACCUUGAUUUUUGUCAUGGCAUAACUUUCAAACUCCUGUCUGCCUCUCUGAAACUCAUUCUUGUGAAAUAACUCUUAUUUGAAAUAAUUGAAGAUGGAUAAUGGUUGGGAGAUCCCUGUGUGUUUGGUGUACUUUGCGUAGUCUUUUUUUGACUUGUGUACUGUUCACCUUGUCUGAAAUUAGUGAGGCUGUUCCUCCCUAAUUGAAUUAUAUGUAGCUUGAAAAAUUAUAUAACUUUGUUUUGACUGGAGCACAUUGCACUAAAAUUUUAAAUUCAAGGAAUUGCAAAGUUUGGCUUUGAAAGUGCACAAUAAGUAGAGGUGAUGGUGUUUAACAACAAGUCACCUGGGUUGUUGCAAUUCUAUUUUUCAUGUGAAAAGUGUUAAUUUUGGGAAAAUGUGCAAAUUUAUAAUAAACCUAGUUUUGCAGCUCUCUAUGGGUCAACAUUUCAACUUGAACUACUGCAGCUAAAACCCUAUGGUUUGACAUUUUAGGCUGGAGUACUUGGUGUUACUAAUGCAGACUUUUUUGAGCUCUUGUUUCUAACUGAACCUUUGUUGCCAAGGGCUACCAUUUAGUGCUGAGUCACUUCUUCCUAAUAGAAAUAAGUGCCAAAAUUCUUUCAGUGUUACAGUGCCUAUGUCAUUUUAUUUGCAACCAAGAUUCCUCCCUGUGCAGCUGGUUGCUUUUUUUCUAAAUAGUAUAAUGUAUUUGAUGUAGUUACUCUGGACUUUAACUAUGCAAAGUAGGAAGAGCAGAAUUAUUUUGUGACCAAAUUAUUGGUUUGCAGAUUAUAAUAGUCAUGCAUUGUGUGUAUUUUUCAGAAUGAUUGAUUAUAAGAAAUGUGCAGUAUUAUAUUGAGAUGAGACAAGACUAAUCAUUUUAGAGUCAAAUGUGUUGAUCUUUUUACAGUUUCUAUUGCAAUGACUUUGUAAAAUGGGGAAUUCUUGUCAAUAGCAGGGCCCCUCAGUUUAAGAAAAGCUGCUUGAUUUCAUUCUCAGUGGUUUGAAUAUUUUCUAUAUAUGAAAUAAUAGAAAGUUGGCCAGUGUAAAUUUCUUCUGCACUAGUGAAAUCUACUCCUUAUUUAACAAUUAACAAAUGGGAUCUCGGUAACAAACUAUUUGCUGUUUUGAGGUUUGUACUCAAUUUGGUCUUUGCAGCUCUAAUAAAUUUUCAUUUCUGCAUAA